This is a messenger RNA of Molossus molossus (Pallas's mastiff bat), 675 nucleotides long. It is a transcript of the gene CLDN17, whose product is annotated as claudin 17. Gene Ontology annotation, cellular component: plasma membrane; bicellular tight junction. The transcript has a single exon. The record is from RefSeq and is a predicted model, not a curated record. Bases 1 to 675 code for a protein of 224 amino acids. NCBI's taxonomy places the organism in Eukaryota, Metazoa, Chordata, Mammalia, Chiroptera, Molossidae. Gene Ontology annotation, biological process: bicellular tight junction assembly; cell adhesion. Gene Ontology annotation, molecular function: structural molecule activity.
AUGGCGUUUUAUCCCCUGCCAGUCGCCGGGCUGGUCCUGGGGUUUCUCGGCCUGGUCGGGACCCUGGCCACCACGCUCCUGCCCCAGUGGAGGGUGUCGGCGUUCGUGGGCAGCAACAUCAUCGUCUUCGAGAGGGUCUGGGAAGGGCUGUGGAUGAACUGUGUGCGGCAGGCCAAGACCGCCCUGCAGUGCAAGUUCUACAGCUCCCUGCUGGCCCUGCCCCCCGCGCUGGAGGCCGCCCGGGCCCUCACGUGCCUGGCCGUGGCUCUCGCCCUGGCCGCCCUGCUGGUGGGCAUCUGUGGCAUGAGGCAGGUCCAGUGUGUGGGCUCCCAGGGCAGGGCCAAGGCGCACCUGCUGGGGACGUCCGGGGCCCUCUUCCUGCUGACCGGCGUCUGCGUGCUCGUCCCGGUGUCCUGGACGGCCAACAUCAUCAUCAGGGACUUCCACAACCCCGCCAUCCACGUGGGGCAGAAGCGGGAGCUGGGGGCCGCUCUGUUCCUGGGCUGGGCCAGCGCCGCCGUCCUCCUCGUCGGAGGGGGGCUGCUCUGCGGGUUCUGCUGCUGCGACAGGAAGAAGCCGCGGCCCCGUCCCCCAGCCCCCAGACACCGUGCGCCCCCCGGGGGCACGCGAGGGGAGGUGGUGAUGCCGAGGAAGGCCUCCGCCAGCUACGUCUGA